Molecule: messenger RNA, 1658 nt
Organism: Patiria miniata (bat star)
Lineage: Eukaryota; Metazoa; Echinodermata; Asteroidea; Valvatida; Asterinidae
Gene: gpr89b
Product: Golgi pH regulator-like
Exons: 13
Coding region: 183-1556 (457 amino acids)
Biological process (GO): intracellular pH reduction
Cellular component (GO): Golgi cisterna membrane
Molecular function (GO): voltage-gated monoatomic anion channel activity
Source: RefSeq, a predicted model, not a curated record
AUGGGGCGAAGUGUCCGACAUUCCAUCAAAAUGGCAGGAAGACUUAUCUACGCGGCAGUACGCCGUCCGUACACGUUGCAAAUAGACUCAUGAAAAUAGGGGCGGUUUUUCCAACUUCAGCAGGAGUCUGGUGUUCUUCUGAACAAUUGUUAUUGAUCUGAAAUUUCAAGUAAAGUGUAAAUAUGGCCUUCUUUCUGGAUUCCUUUGUCAUGUUUACAACCCAGAUUCUGUUCUUUCUCGGAGGCUGGAUUUUCUUCAUGCGUCAACUCUUCAAGAAUUAUGAGGUUCGCCAUGUGAUUGUACAGCUGGUCUUCUCUGCAACCUUCGCCCUGUCCUGCACGUUAUUUGAGCUUAUCAUCUUUGAGAUCCUGGGUGUGCUCAACACGAACUCACGUUUAUUCCAUUGGAAGUUUGACCUGUACGCCAUCCUCUUCAUACUGAUUGUCAUUCUUCCCUUCUAUGUCGCCUGGUUCAUCUUCACCAACAUACGCAUCGUUCAGAAUCGUCAUUUGACCUUCCCACUCACUCUGGGGGCGUGGCUUGUCUUCGUCUACUUCUUCUGGAAGUUGGGGGACCCUUUCCCCAUACUCAGUCGCAAACAUGGUAUAUUCUCCAUGGAGCAGGUUAUGAGUCGUAUUGGGGUCAUUGGGGUCACAAUCAUCGCCGUUCUGUCCGGGUUUGGUGCCGUUAACUGUCCAUACACCUACAUGGCGUAUUUUGUUCGGGAUGUGAGUGAUGCAGACAUUCAGGCCCACGAUAGGAAGCUGUUGCAAGUCAUGGAUAUGAUACUGACCAAGAAAAAGAGGAUACUACUAAUUGAGAGGGACCAGCUGCAGCAAGCAUCCUCCAAUCGUAAGCAGGCGUCAGGAAUCUGGGGAAUGCUGAAGAGUGUAGCCACAUCGUCUGGAGGGGCCAAUCUGGGUCAACUCCAGCAAGAGGUCGCGGGAUAUGAAGAACUCAGCAGACAGCUGUUCCUGGAGUUGGUUGACCUCAACAGCACAAAGGAAAGAAUCGAGUACUCCAAAACUCUCAAGGGGAAAUACUUCAACAUCAUGGGCUACGUCUUCUCCAUGUACUGCCUCUGGAAGAUUGUCAUCUGCACCAUCAAUAUCAUCUUUGAUCGAGUCGGCAAGACGGAUCCGGUGACGAAAGGCGUGGAGAUCGCUGUCCAUUGGUUGGGCAUUGAGUUUGAUGUUACAUUCUGGUCACAACACGUGUCAUUUAUUCUGGUUGGUAUCAUCAUUGUCACGUCGAUCCGAGGUCUGCUGAUAAAACUCACAAAGUUUUUUUACACCAUGUCCAGCAGCAAGUCUUCCAAUGUCAUCGUUCUUCUGCUUGCCCAAACAAUGGGCAUGUAUUUUGUGUCGUCGGUGCUCCUCAUGCGCAUGAACAUGCCGCCCCAGUAUCGCAUGAUCAUCACGGAGGUCCUCGGGGAUCUGCAGUUCAACUUCUACCAUCGUUGGUUUGACGUCAUCUUCCUGAUCAGCGCUCUGUCCAGCAUCGCGUUCCACUAUCUGGCCCACAAGCAGACUGGGGAGAAACCUGUGUACACGUGAUGUACAGAGAAUCUUAGACACAGUGUUUUACAGAGUGAGUCAAACAAAAACGGAAACCCAAAUGUUGGGACCAUUGUUUUAGGGAAGUUCUGCAUGUAGCAC